Messenger RNA from Populus euphratica (Euphrates poplar), 2281 nucleotides. Its product is annotated as pyruvate decarboxylase 2. The coding region runs from base 281 to 2098 and encodes 605 amino acids. The transcript has 6 exons. Gene Ontology annotation, cellular component: cytosol. Gene Ontology annotation, molecular function: thiamine pyrophosphate binding; magnesium ion binding; pyruvate decarboxylase activity. NCBI's taxonomy places the organism in Eukaryota, Viridiplantae, Streptophyta, Magnoliopsida, Malpighiales, Salicaceae. The record is from RefSeq and is a predicted model, not a curated record.
CCCUCGCCUAAUAUUCCACUAUAAAAUCCUCCCCGCGGCCAUCUCCUCUCCCAUGAUCGAACAAAAAAACAAAACCCUCAAUUUCAUACUAAAUUAACCUCUUCAGAACCCUCUCCAAAACAAAAGCCAUCCUUUGGAUUUUUCUCCUUUUGAUUUUUCAUUUUUUUUUUUCAUUUCAUCUUCUUCUCUCUACACCUGGCUAUUUAUUUCUCUUCCAUUUUCUCUUUUAUUUCCAACAAAAUAUUUAUAUAUACACAAAAAAAGGACUCUUUCUUUCAACAUGGACACCAAGAUAGGAUCUCUUGACACCUGCCGACCAACCAGCAACGACAUGAUCAACCCGACAAACGGCGCCGUAGCGGCUAUCCAAAGCUCGGUCUCACCCACCGUAAUCAACUCAUCCGAGGCGACGCUGGGUCGGCACCUCGCUCGCCGACUCGUCCAAAUCGGUGUCAAUGACGUUUUCUCCGUCCCCGGUGACUUCAACCUCACCCUUCUCGACCACUUGAUCGCUGAGCCCGAGCUUAACCUUGUCGGUUGCUGUAACGAGCUCAACGCCGGCUACGCUGCGGAUGGAUACGCCCGAUCGCGUGGCGUUGGCGCUUGUGUUGUCACGUUCACUGUUGGGGGACUCAGUGUGCUGAAUGCUAUUGCUGGUGCUUACAGUGAGAAUUUGCCUGUCAUAUGCAUUGUUGGUGGGCCCAACUCCAAUGAUUAUGGAACUAACAGGAUUCUGCACCACACCAUUGGCUUGCCUGACUUUAGCCAGGAGCUUGCAUGUUUCCAGACUGUUACUUGUUUUCAGGCUGUGGUGAAUAACUUGGAGGAUGCACAUGAGCUGAUAGACACUGCUAUUUCAACUGCUCUGAAAGAAAGCAAGCCUGUUUAUAUCAGUGUUAGCUGUAACCUGUCAGCAAUCCCUCAUCCAACUUUUAGCCGUGAACCGGUUCCUUUCUCGCUCACCCCCAAAUUGAGUAACAAAUUGGGUUUAGAGGCUGCAGUGGAAGCGGCUGCCGAUUUCUUGAACAAGGCAGUGAAACCAGUUUUGGUGGGUGGGCCUAAACUAAGAUCCGCACAUGCAGGCGAGGCAUUUGUGGAGUUAGCUGAUGCUUCAGGUUAUGCGCUUGCAAUUAUGCCUUCGGCUAAAGGGCUUGUGCCAGAGCAUCAUCCACAUUUCAUUGGGACUUACUGGGGUGCAGUGAGCACUGCUUUCUGUGCUGAGAUUGUGGAGUCUGCAGAUGCUUACUUGUUUGCUGGACCAAUUUUCAAUGAUUAUAGUUCUGUUGGGUAUUCUCUCCUUCUCAAGAAGGAGAAGGCGAUUAUUGUGCAGCCUGAACGUGUGGUGAUUGCAAAUGGACCUGCAUUUGGGUGUAUUCUGAUGAAGGAUUUUUUAAGUGCCCUUGCUAAGAGGCUCAAGUGCAAUACUACUGCUUAUGAUAAUUACCACAGGAUUUUUGUUCCCGAGGGACAACCUUUGAGGGGUGCUCCCAAAGAACCUUUGAGGGUUAAUGUUCUGUUUCAACAUAUACAGAAGAUGCUGUCUGGUGAAACUGCUGUGAUUGCUGAGACUGGAGACUCAUGGUUUAACUGCCAAAAGCUGAAAUUGCCUAGGGGAUGCGGGUACGAGUUCCAAAUGCAAUAUGGAUCAAUUGGGUGGUCAGUUGGUGCAACUCUUGGGUAUGCUCAGGCUGUGCCAGAGAAGCGUGUGAUUUCUUUCAUUGGAGAUGGUAGCUUUCAGGUGACUGUUCAAGACGUGUCAACCAUGCUGCGAUGUGGACAGAAGAACAUCAUCUUCCUCAUAAACAAUGGUGGAUACACCAUUGAAGUCGAGAUCCAUGAUGGUCCUUACAAUGUGAUUAAGAACUGGAACUACACUGGCUUGGUUGAUGCCAUCCACAAUGGUGAAGGCAAGUGCUGGACAGCCAAGGUAUUCUGUGAGGAAGAUCUGGUUGAAGCAAUUGAGACUGCAACAGGAUCAAAGAAGGAUAGCUUGUGCUUCAUUGAGGUUAUUGCUCACAAGGAUGAUACUAGUAAAGAACUUUUGGAAUGGGGUUCUAGGGUCUCUGCUGCCAAUAGCCGUCCUCCAAACCCUCAGUAGACUUUUGCCACAAUGGCAAAUAUGUGAAGAUGCUAUGCGUCUUAGUUACAAGCAGUCGGGUUUUUGGUUUAUUGUUUCCUAGUACUGGAGUUUGUGUGAUCUUAAUCUGCACUACGAUUUCCUUGUAUCCAAAGCUCAUUUCCCUUUAAUUUUAUCUCGUUGAUGAGUUUGAUUUCGUUGUCA